Spinacia oleracea (spinach) is the source of this 2101-nucleotide messenger RNA. Its product is annotated as BOI-related E3 ubiquitin-protein ligase 1. Gene Ontology annotation, molecular function: ubiquitin-protein transferase activity. The coding region runs from base 672 to 1781 and encodes 369 amino acids. The record is from RefSeq and is a predicted model, not a curated record. The transcript is spliced from 4 exons. Lineage: Eukaryota; Viridiplantae; Streptophyta; Magnoliopsida; Caryophyllales; Amaranthaceae.
UCCUCCAUCAAAAUCAUCACAUAUCAAAAUUCUACGAUAAAUGUCGUGUACCGCCCUAUUCACCUCCUAAAAUUACAGUCCACUCACUAAAAAGUAAAAACUCAAAAGUCACGGUGAGUGUCGUAUACCGCUAUUUUCUCCCUUUUCAGGUUAAUUAUUUACCUCCCAAAAUUACCAUUCACUCAGAUUAGAUUAAAAAGUCUAUAGCGAGUGUCGUGUACCGCUAUACUCCCUUCUAUUCACCUCCCAAAAUUACUGUCGUGUACCGCUAUUUAUUGACCCUUUUGUCCCUUUCCCGGGAAAAUUAUUUACCUCCCAAAAUUACAGUGAUCGAUCCGCAUAAUAAUAAAAACAUUGGGUUAGAUUAUUAUUAGAUUAAAAAAAGGCAUUGAAGAGUCCGCCUUAGUUUUCCUGAAUUAUCUUGACAAUUAAAUCUCUCUUUCUUUCUAUAUCGUUCUGCCUCCUUCCCUACCCCUACCACCCUCCUUAUUACAAUCUCUCAUGCAUCUUCUGUGUUUGCCUUAAUUUUCCCACAUCUUUCUCUCUCCUCUCUUUAUUUGUGUGUGUUUUCUUCCCCCCCACAUUGCUCCAUACUCUUCUCUCUCUCUCUUUUUAUAUCUUCGUAACCCACACAAAUCAAAUUUAUCCUCUUCUUCUUUUAAAGGGGUGUUAUGGCAGUUCAAGCUCAAUACCCUUCUAAUGUUCUCCUCUUAAACAGAAACGUUCAGGAAAACAACGAUUAUUCUUUGCAUCAUCAUACUGGUGGUGGAGGAGGUGGUGGAGGAGGUGGCGACAGCGGCGGAUUCAUUGACCAAUCCCGAAUGCUUUUUAACAAUAAUGGAGUGGGAGUUAAUCCGAGAAAAAGAAGCAGAGAGGUUGCGGCGGCGACAACAGCAACAACGACGACAACAACGAUUAAUUCAUUCAACUUCUCUCUCCAAAAUCAACAACAAAAUCAGAAUCAUAAUCAAAAUCAUCAGUUGAUCGAUCUUUCGCAGCUUCAAAAUCACCAGCAACAAAAUCAUCAACAACAGACUAAUGUGGUAUCGACUGGCCUUAGAUUAUCAUUUGGAGACCAAAAUCAUCAGCUUCAGCAACUCCAUCAUCAACAACAACAACAACAGCAGCAACAGCAACAACAACAACAACCCAAUAAUAAUAAUACGUUUCUCUCUCUUCUUUCUGAAGAAUUCGCCCUUCAAUUUAAACAACAGAGUGAUGAACUCUCUUACUUUCUCCAUUCCCAGGGAGAACAGUUGAAGCGCACGUUAGCAGAAAAGAGGCAGAGGCACUAUCGUGCGCUGCUAGGCGCAGCGGAGGAAGCUGUGGCGCGACGGAUGAGAGAGAAAGAAGCGGAGGUGGAUAAAGCAGCAAGGCGAAACGCUGAGUUAGAAGCCCGAGCGGCCCAAUUAAGCGCGGAGGCCCAAUCAUGGCAGGCUAAAGCUCGGGCCCAAGAAGUCCAAGCUGUGUCCCUUCAGGCCCAACUACAGCAAGCGAUGGUGGGCCCUGGGAAUGUUAACGGCGCACUACAGCAGGAUAGAGAGGGGAGUGUGGUAGGGUGCGCCGGUGAUGCGGAGGAUGCCGAGUCGGCGUAUGUUGACCCAGUGAGUGACCGGCGAGUUUCGUCGCCGAGUUGUAAGAUGUGUCGGACACGUGUCGCGUCGGUGGUGCUGUUGCCGUGUCGGCACUUGUGCGUGUGUAGGGAAUGUGACGACGUCGUUCAAGCUUGCCCACUUUGUUUGUCUCUUCGAAGUGCCAGUGUUGAGGUCUACCUCAGUUAGUUUGGCCCACCUGGCCCAUUACAGGAAUUCAGGCCCAUUAAAUGCGACCCAAAAAAGAAAAAAGGACCAAAAAAAUUGAAAAAAAAUAAUGAGAAAAUGGUAGUAAUAGAAAAAUUAUAUUAAAAAAAACAAAAAAACUUCCGCAACUUUGAAAACCGAGCCCCUCAAAACGACAACAAAAUGAACUUUUGCUACUUUAAUUUUGGGUCGUUUACAAUGGGUGGUGAAUGUACAUGGCCAAUGAGGCAUUUUUUUUUCUUCUUUCUUGAAAUUUAAUUUCAUACAUAAAAUUCUUUUAUUCUAUAAUUAAUUUUUGUUCA